AAGAAUACUGACUUGCGAUGGAUGAGAUGCUUCAGUGAGCUCUUGUCGUAACCAAUGUCUAAAAACUGGGCUUUUUAUUAACAUCUCAGAAGUCAUAAAGGGGCAGAUUUUACACUCUCCCUCUCAAUCUACAGACCCUUGAGAAUGAUGGAAAAUUUAACAUAUGUUACAACUUUUAUACUUGUUCCCUUUAAAGACAUGGGGAACGCUAAACAUUUAUAUUUUGUGGCUGCACUAAUUGCAUAUCUUUUAAUGCUAUCUUUUAAUCUCUCUUUAAUUCUGCUGAUAGUUUUGGAAAAAAGCCUUCAUGAGCCUAUGUACAUUUUUCUAUGCAAUUUAUUGAUCAGUGCUCUAAUUGGCUCCACAACUUUUUAUACAAAAUUAUUGAUUGACCUUCAAACAGAUGUUCCAGUAGUUUCUCGUUCAGUUUGUUUUACUCAGAUUUUUUUUCUUUAUGUUUAUUUCGCUGUGGAAAUUACAAUUUUAACUGUUAUGGCAUAUGAUAGGUUCAUAGCAAUAAAUGUUCCACUAUUAUACAGUACUAUCAUUUCAAAUACAAAAGUGGCAAUGUUAAUUUUUCUUGCUUGGAUAUAUCCAGUUACUGGUAUGAGUAUUUUGGUGUCCCUUUCUAGCAGUCUCCAAUUAUGUGGAAAUACGAUUAAUACAGUGUACUGUAAUAAUUGGGAAAUUGUAAAGUUAUCUUGUACAGACACUAGUGCUAAUAAUAUUUAUGGAUCUGUGGGUUUCGGUAUUUUUUUAUUGCCUAUUCUCUUCAUUCUUUAUUCAUAUAUAAAAAUCCUUGUUUUGUGCUGGAAUAGGUCCCGAUCUUACAAAUCUAAAGCUUUCCAAACGUGCCUUCCACAUUUAGUUACAUUCACCUUCUUUUUAUGUUCAACAGUAUUUGAAUCAACAGAGAGCCGAACGCAUUUAAAAAGAACAUCAGACUUGGUCAAUACCAUUGCUUCUUUAGAGUUUGUCAUAAUUCCCCCUCUGUUAAACCCUUUGAUAUAUGGAAUGAUUUUACCUGAAAUACGCAAAAGAGUCACUUACAUUUUUUCAGGCAAAAAACAAACACUACCAGACCAAUAAACUAAGUUUCUGCUCCAAAAUAAAAUAAUAAAUAAUGAAUUGUUUAUUCUGUAUUCAGAAUAGACAUUACCAGAAGCUACA
Molecule: messenger RNA, 1170 nt
Organism: Erpetoichthys calabaricus (reedfish)
Lineage: Eukaryota; Metazoa; Chordata; Cladistia; Polypteriformes; Polypteridae
Product: olfactory receptor 10A6-like
Exons: 1
Coding region: 145-1089 (314 amino acids)
Biological process (GO): G protein-coupled receptor signaling pathway
Cellular component (GO): membrane
Molecular function (GO): G protein-coupled receptor activity; olfactory receptor activity
Source: RefSeq, a predicted model, not a curated record